Chenopodium quinoa (quinoa) is the source of this 3011-nucleotide messenger RNA. RefSeq names its product zinc finger BED domain-containing protein RICESLEEPER 1-like. The transcript is spliced from 5 exons. The record is from RefSeq and is a predicted model, not a curated record. NCBI's taxonomy places the organism in Eukaryota, Viridiplantae, Streptophyta, Magnoliopsida, Caryophyllales, Amaranthaceae. Gene Ontology annotation, molecular function: protein dimerization activity; DNA binding. Bases 641 to 2653 code for a protein of 670 amino acids.
AGAGUGUUGUUUUCCUUUCGAUUUGACACAGUGCUUGAUGACAUUUUAUAGUAUUGCUCGUCUUUUAUAUCUGUUAGAUAGUCUCAUAUAUAAAGAGAGGACAAUUUUAUAGCCCAUCAUCUUGCAAAACUUUUUCCGUUUGGCCAUGAGCAAGUGUGACAUUGCUCCUUAUGUAUUGAUGGAUAAUUUAUCAUCAUUCAUCUAUGUAAUCCUUUCUCUAUUCACCCAAAAAAAAAAUAAAAAAAAAAUAAAAUAAAAAUAAAAUACGUAGUAGAUAAAAUGAAGUUUCACCGUUGAUAAUAUUUAGAUCUAACUGUUACAUUACAUGUCGUGCCAUUAAUCUAUAUUUUCAUUUUUAUGUUUUUUUGGCCCCUUUGAAGCUUUUCACUUCUACGCUGCACCUCUCUUUCUCUCUCUCCUCCAUUGAAGCGUAUUUCGAGUUCUCCAUUGAAGCGUAUUUCGAGCUCUCUUCAUCAUUGAACCAGCUUCUGCGGCUGGAGCCUUGUUGUUAGCAUUGACAUAUUGACUAUGAUGAAUAAGGCAUUUACAUUUGAUCCUUCCCCUAGGCUGGAGCCUUGUUGUAGGCAUUGACAUAUACUGACUAUGAUGAAUAUUGACACCUAGCCCUACUGCCCAUGUGAUGGAGAUAACUAGUGAGACAGUGAUUAAAAAACCGAAGCGGUUGACAUCGGUCGUCUGGAAUCACUUUGAAAGAGUAAAGAAGGCUGAUAUAUGUUAUGCUGUUUGUGUACAUUGUAAUAAGAGGCUAAGUGGGUCAAGUAAUAGUGGAACAACACAUUUGAGAAAUCAUUUGAUGCGAUGUUUGAAGCGAUCCAAUUAUGAUGUUUCUCAGCUGCUUGCUAAGAGAAGGAAGAAGGAUACCACCGUAACUCUUACAAGCUAUAACUUUGAAGAAGGGCAGCCAAAGAAUGAACAUAUUCCAGUUGCCGCUAUUAAGUUUGAGCCAGGGCCUAAAAGGGAAGAGGUUAUUUCUAUUGGGAGUACAAAGUUUGACCAAGAGCGAAGUAGGAUGGAUCUUGCUAAGAUGAUCAUAUUACAUGGUUAUCCUUUGGCCAUGGUUGACCAUAUUGGCUUCAAAGUUUUUGUGAAAAAUUUACAGCCAAUGUUUGAUAUUGCAACAAACAGUUCACUUGAGCUGGACUGCAUUACCAUAUAUGAGAAGGAGAAGAAGAAAGUUUAUGGGACCAUAGGCAAACUAAGUGGCAGGAUUAGUGUUGCUGUUGAUUUGUGGAAUUCACCUGAGAAUGCUAGAUACUUGUGUCUUACGGCCCACUACAUUGAUGAAGAAUGGAAAUUGCAGAAGAAGAUACUAAAUUUUAUCAUGAUUGAUGCUGCUCAUACUGAAGAUAUACACUCUGAAGUGGUUAUCAAAUGUCUGAUGGAUUGGGACAUAGAGAGGCGCCUUUUUUCCAUGACAUUUGGUGAUCUUUUCACCAGUGAUGAUAUUGUUUCCAGAAUUAAAGACCAUUUAUCUCAAAAUAGGCCUCUUCUUAGUGAUGGUAAGCUGUUCGAUGUGCGAUGUGCAGCACAUGCUCUGAAGUUGCUGGUUGAAGAUACUAUGGAAGUACUAAGUGAGGUGAUACACAAGAUUAGAGAAAGUAUUUGUUAUGUGAAAAGUACGCAAACAAUGCAGGGGAAGUUCAACGAAUUAGCCCAACAAGCUGGAAUAGAUAAUCAGAAGAAUCUACUAGCUGACUGUCCUACACGGUGGAACUCGACAUCUGUGAUGCUUGAAACAGCACUAACAUACAGAGCCGCUUUCUCUCUAUUGCAGGAACAUGAUUCUGCCUAUACAGUAGGUUUAUCGGAAGAAGAGUGGGAAUGGAUGAACUCUAUUAUGGGCUUCUUGAAGCUUUUUGUUGAGAUAACCACUUCCAUUACCAGCAAUAAAUCUCCUACAUCGAACAUAUACUUCCCGGAAAUUUGUGAUGCUCAUUUACAGCUUAUUGAGUGGUGUAAGAGCUCUGAUGAAUUUGUCAGAUCUAUGGCUCUGAAAAUGAAAUCUAAGUUUGAAAUUUAUUGGAAUAAAUGCAGUUUGUCAUUAGCCAUAGCAGCUAUCUUAGAUCCCAGGUUCAAGAUGCCAUUGGUGCAGUAUUACUACCAGGAAAUUUAUGGUAGUAGUGCAGAUGACCACAUUAAAGAAGUCUCUGAUGGGGUCAGGGAGCUUUUCAACGAAUAUAUGAUUGGUUCUACAUCAGUUUCAUUUGAUCAUGGUGUUGGAAGUAGUUCCAGUGGUAUGGGGAGUGACUCUAGGGAUAGAUUAAAAGGCUUUGACAAAUUCCUGCAUGAAACUUCACAGGGUAAAAAUUCUGUUUCAGACUUGGAUAAAUAUUUGGAGGAACCAGUCUUUCCUCGUAAUUAUGAUUUCAAUAUUUUUACAUGGUGGAAAGUUCAUACGCCAAGAUAUCCUAUCCUUUCCAUGAUGGCCCAAGAUGUUCUUGGGGUUCCCAUGUCAACUGUCACAUCUGAGCUAGCUUUCAGAACUGGAGGCAGGGUUCUGGACCAGUAUCGUAGCUCUCUAAGUUCAGAUACUGUGCAGGCUUUGAUAUGCACACAAGAUUGGCUGCGAACAGAAGUAGAAGAAUCCAGCCCAAGUAUUAGUGCUGUGCCUUUGUGCAUUGAAGCCAUCUAAUGCUCAUACUAUGGGUCAGAUGGCACAAUGCGUACAAAUCUGCUGUAGGUGCACAAUUCAGAUUUGCUUGUCUGGACUAAACUUCCGAUGCUAUUAGAAUUUAGAUUUAGGUAAUUGCUUUCUGCGGGUGGGAAGCGAUUUGUACAAAUUGCUCCUUUUUUCUAACCAUUGUGGAGAAAGAAAAUUGAAUUAGCAUUCUAAAAGAAAAUUUUAAUUUGAUUAUAUCUUUCUUUUCUCGUGCAUUGUGAUCAUGUUAUUACUGGGUAUAAGUAACUACCCAGAAAGACCAGACGAGGUGCAGCUUUUAAUAAACGCAAUAUAUUACAUGAAUACUCAGUAUUUGUUUGCCAUUUUCCAA